UAAAUUUCAAUUAUGGUAUUUCAAUAAUCAUCAGGUAUUGCAUUGAAACAUCCAACUCUAGUUAAGAAACAAAUCAUCAUAAUUUUAUUAUUGUGAAUUUGUAAAAUCUGUCCAAGUUGCUUCACUCCCAUGAACUGCAAAUCUGUAACUUACUCACAUUGAUACGGCGUUGUAGUAAUCAUGAAGGCAGUUUUCCGCGUGCCGCGCGCCACCCCGCUAUAAAUAUAACGACCACCGCAGACCCCAUCCCUCAAUUCACCUACCACUUGCUCGCUCAAGGGAAAAGAAAGGAACAUGAUGGCACAUAAAUCUCGCUCGCUUCUCUGCGUAUUCCUCGCAAUUUUGCUGGUUUCUGAGCUCAACGAAGCCUCUCCCGUCUGGAAAAGAGAAACCAUCGUCGACGGAUGGAAGCCGAUCGACAACCCGAAAAACCCAAAGGUGGUCGAGAUAGCAAAUUUUGCGGUGACGGAGCACAACAAGGAGGCUAGCACGGCCUUGGCUUUUGAAUCUGUGGUCAAGGGAGAAACACAGGUGGUUGCCGGCACGAAUUACCGGCUGGUUAUCGCCGCCAAGGACGGCAGCGCCGCCGAUUCGAAGCAAUAUCGGGCGCUUGUUUGGGACAAGCCGUGGCAGAAAUUCCGCAAACUCUUGUCCUUCGAAGAAAUUAAAGGUUAAUGGAGAUUUUAGGGCUAUGGUGGUGGCUGCUGCUUCUAAAUUAUAUACUCACAUGU
Sesamum indicum (sesame) is the source of this 731-nucleotide messenger RNA. Its product is annotated as cysteine proteinase inhibitor 1-like. Gene Ontology annotation, molecular function: cysteine-type endopeptidase inhibitor activity. Lineage: Eukaryota; Viridiplantae; Streptophyta; Magnoliopsida; Lamiales; Pedaliaceae. The record is from RefSeq and is a predicted model, not a curated record.